Messenger RNA from Salpingoeca rosetta, 1243 nucleotides. RefSeq lists its product as uncharacterized. Gene Ontology annotation, cellular component: cytosol; spliceosomal complex. Lineage: Eukaryota; Choanoflagellata; Craspedida; Salpingoecidae. The coding region runs from base 262 to 954 and encodes 230 amino acids. The transcript is spliced from 3 exons. The record is from RefSeq and is a predicted model, not a curated record. Gene Ontology annotation, biological process: mRNA cis splicing, via spliceosome.
CUCGACGAUGCACACUCGUCGAGUUGGGGUGCGGACAACCGAUAACUGGCAAUAUCUUCGGUAAAUCGUCCACAACCAGCACAGGUUUGACUUGCCGCACUUCAACUGCACUGCUGCGCACGUUCUUCUGCUGUGGUUGUUGUGUCCAUCUCGCACUUCGCACUUCGCACAUCGCACAUCGCAUCGCACACGCAGGUGCAUCACACGUCAGCCCUAUCAGAGCGGUGACCGACUUGUGUGUCACAUCACGUCCGCAACAAGAUGGAGAAGUUGGACAGCAUCGAGGGCCGGAGCGAGGAGAUUAUCAUCUCCAAGCAAGAGGGCACCCAGCUGUUUGUCGCUGGCACUGAGGAGGAAGGCACUGGCGACUUUGUCGUCACGGAAGAGGACAUGUACUGGUGGUGCCCAGCAAGGUCGACGGGGUACCUGCUGCACUAUGACCAGCUUGUAGUGCAUGCCAUCUCGCGGGAUACGGAGCGGUUCCAGCACCCUUGCAUCUACAUGCAGAUUGAGCCUAGCUCCGACGCAGAGGGCGAAGACAACGACGCGGACGACGACGGCGAUGCGCGGCCCAUGGAGGUUCGGGUCGUCCUGGCAUCUCCUGACCAACUGGAGGCGACGUACGAGGCCAUGUGCCAGGGGCAGGAGCUGAAUCCGUGCGAGGACGACAGCGAUGACGAGGCUGAGGCCAUGGGCAACCCCGGCGCCAACAUCAGCGGCGGUGGCUGGGUGUUCUCGUCAAGCUUUGCGCAGGAGGGAGCGGAUGGGCCCGAAGGCGAUGGUGAAGGCGUGGCUAUGACGGAGGAAGGGCGGGCAACCAUGCAGCGGCUCAUGGCUGCCAUGCAGAGCACAGCGCACGCCGACAACGGCCGCGAUGGUGAUGCUGAUGGUGGUGAUGGUGGUGAUGGUGUUGAUGAGAGCGACAUGUUUGCAGACGCAGAAGAGGACCAAUAGGCGAACGCCAAGCCAAACAGUAGCUAGAACCUGUGUUCACGUAUGUGUGUGUGUACGUUUGUGCACGUGUUUGUGUGGUUGUGCACGUUUGUGUACACGUGUGUGUGUUUGUGUGAGGUUGUGUGUUAUUGUGAAUGUGUGUGCAUGCGGCCGUUCAUGUGGUGAUACCGUGCGCGUACCCCAGUUUUGUUUCACUUCUCUGGUUGAGCACAGUCUGCUUCGACGAUACCAUCAUUGCACCAUAUCGUUUGUACUUGGGAGGGCGAACAAAGACAAAGACAAAGACGAC